Molecule: messenger RNA, 2401 nt
Organism: Rhododendron vialii
Lineage: Eukaryota; Viridiplantae; Streptophyta; Magnoliopsida; Ericales; Ericaceae
Product: peptide-N(4)-(N-acetyl-beta-glucosaminyl)asparagine amidase-like
Exons: 6
Coding region: 404-1174 (256 amino acids)
Source: RefSeq, a predicted model, not a curated record
CACUCCACUGGCAACCCUAUUUCUAACCCAAAUUUUACUUCAGAAGAAUUCUUUAAACCUUUUAGUUUCGCUCUCUACUCGCAUUGACGCCCAAAUUCCUCCCCAAUCUCACAAAUUACUUUACCCAUCGCCAACAAUUUUCAAACAGAUCCAACCAGUCAUCAGGCUUUUGGCGGAGACGAUUCAGAUGCCGUAUUCCGUCGAAAUUCGAAGCUCUGGUAGUUAUUAUACUUUUUAAAAUCACGAGACCUUGUUCAAAUCUGUUCUGACCUGAGUUUCGCCGCCACUUAUCGAAACUCUACGAACAAAUCACCACCAGAUCAAUCCAUAUUUCUUUCCAAACGGAGUCCAAAGCAAAGGAAAGAUCAUCUCUCUCCUAACUAGACAGACAAAAGGGGAAAAAAUGGUUGCUCGGAGAUUCCUUGUUCGCUUCCACGACGAGGACUUCUAUGUCGAUUACGACACCGACCGCGGCCUCGAGGUCUUCAAAUUUCAAGUCUUCUCUCUCACCUUAAUUCCCCCCGAGGAACAAAAGAUAUUCGGAAUCGACGACGAUCGGCUCUUAUUGGACGACUCUGACCUCGCCUCAGUUUCCGAUAGGCUUCGGGUGGUAUCUAUAGCCGAUGAAGUCGAACAAGGAGAAAAAUCGGUGGAUCAAAAUGCUGAAAUGGCGAGGUUUGAUGAAGACUUGGCGCGGACGUUGCAGGCAGAAGUAGCAGCACUCGUGCGGAUCAAAAAAGAAGAAGAAGAAGAAGCACUCAUGCUUCAGCAGUCCGCUGCCAGUGACGGUAAUUCACUAAUGGAUGCCAGAAUACGGCCUUACGUUGAUCGGGUCAGGGGGCGUGAAGAAGGAUGGAUAUCUUUAGGGCCAUGGGGAGAGUUGCGUGAUAAAGAAUAUUGGGAUUACAAGCCCGAGGGGCCUAUAAUGCAGAUAACUAUUAGUUAUGGAUAUGCUAUCGCUUCGGUUUUAUUCGAAAGUAAGAGCUACGAUGGCGCCAUUAUUGGCAGCUCCGUGAAAGUCGCCGGGACCGGUGGUGACGGCAGUCGGACUAAAACGGUGCGACCAUCUUUUUUAAUUUUCUUAUUCACAGUCCCAGAAUUCACUAACCCGGACAGAGAUGUGUGUGAAUCUAUCCAAUGCACGUGGGUCCCAAAUGCCUCAGGUGGUUCUUGACACAUCUAUGUCAGAAUGUGUGCACUUUUGUUUCUGUCCAUUGGUUUUUGUGUUUUUAGAAUUUUUUUUUGAUCUUCCUUUUCGAGACAAAUAAGCAAGUGGAUUAUUAAACCAAAAUUACAAUCUUGUUUGGAUGGUAUUUUGAAAAAAAAAAUUCAACUCAAAAAAUACUCAUUAUAUCUCCUUUUAAUCAGUACUCUCAUUUCUCUCUCCUCUCUCCAAUCAUUAUUCUCAUUUCUCUCUAUUUCCCUCCAUUCAUUACUCAUAUCUCCAAUUAUUACCCUAAUUUCUCUCUCUACUCAUUAUCUAAAAAUCAAACUCAAAAUUUUUUAAAACAUCAUCAAGACAAGGCAAAUAUUUUCAUAUGAUUUAUUGCUGAUGCAUCCCAAAAAAGACCUAAUUUAUACUUGCACUUGUUUAGUUCUGCAUCUUCAGUUCAAUAGAGCAACUCUCGUUCAUAAACUUGACGUAUGACUUGCACUACCCCGUCUUUGGAGAAAUCGUAUCUCUCUGGUUUGAAACAAAUAUUGGGAACAUAUACGGGCCUUUUGGUGAGAGAACGGGUUAUUGUUCUUUGUCCAUUCCAAUACAAGUUGGAGUCAUCACUGGAUUCCAUGGACGCGCUGGUGCUGGACCCUGGCUUUCUGCAAUUGGUAUAUUUGUGGCACCCAAAGUAAAUGGUUUGCCCUGUUCAGGAAAAAAAGACAAUAGUUUGCACUCAAUUCAAGACCCAGAUUCUGUGCCAACCCAGCUCAAGGGCAAGGGCAAGAUAAGCGAGGAAGGAGGAUGGAUAUUUUUAGGGCCAUGGGGAGGGAAAGAUGGUGUAGAUUGGAUUUACAAGCCCGACGGACCUAUAAUGCAGAUAAGCAUUUGCUAUGGAAAAGCUAUCAAUUCAAUUCUAUUCCAAAGUAAAAGCUGCGAUGGUUCUGUUAUAGGAAGCUCUGAGAAAAUUGGCGGUACUGGUGGCGAUACGACUGUAACGGUGUGACCCUCUUUAUCUUAUUCAAAAAUCCGGACAAGAGAUGCAUGUGGAUCCAUCCGAAUGUUCCGAUGAACAAGUGUGUAACACAUGUCGGACGGUUCUAGACAUCUCGGUGUCCCGAUUUUUGCACCUUAUAUUUGUGUCUGUAGCAUUUAAAAAUUUUUUUUUUUUGUAACAUAUAGGCAAGUGAAUUAUUUAACCAAAAACUACAAUAAUUUCAGGUGAUUUUAUUUUAUUUUUUCAUG